AGAAUGGACAGACGGAGUAACACCACGGCUGAAAUUGAUUCAUGAUAAGUUAUUGAUAAUUGCAGAAAAGGGGGAGAUCAUAUAUUCCUAAGUCCUAACACCGGUCAAAUGCUACUUAUUAGGGAAGGGCUCAAACUCACGAAGUUGUUCAAUUAUCCACGUCAUCGACAGCUGAGCAAUGAUUCAUUCGAACAUCCUGGAAUUUGGGCGUUCAACAUUCCACGUCACCUCUGGAACCUUCGAUCUUCUCGUCUCGUUUCAUGUCCCAACUCCAUUACCUGCAAAGUUGGAGAGAGAAAUCCAAGAGAAAUGACAAUCACAACCAUGUCAACCACCAGCAUUAGCCAAGAUGGGUGUUUGUUGGUCAACGGCAAGGUUGUUUUCACCCAAGUUCCCCUAAAUGUUGUCGUUUCUCCGGCGCCGUUUGGCUCCGCUUUUAUCGGUGCCACCUCACCCACUUCCAGCUCCCGCCAUGUCUUCUCCCUUGGCGUCCUUGAGGGAUACAAUUUUCUAUCACUUUUUAGAUUUAAGAUAUGGUGGAUGAUACCUAGAGUUGGGAAUUCUGGAAGUGAAGUACAAGUUGAAACACAAAUGUUGCUGUUGGAAGCUAAAAAAGAAUUUGGACUCCUAGAUGAGGUUACUGAGCCAACUACUGAUGGUACCUUCUACAUUUUGGUGUUGCCUGUUUUGGAGGGAGCUUUUCGAGCAAGCUUGCAGGGGACUGCAACAAAUGAGCUACAAUUUUGUGUUGAAAGUGGAGAUCCUGAUGUUCAGACCACCCAUGUGUCAGAAUCAGUGUUUAUAAACUCGGGGGAGAACCCGUAUGAGCUAAUGAAGAAUUCGAUCAAGAUACUGGCUGAACAUAAAGGGACAUUCAGUCACAUAGAAAAUAAGAAGAUGCCUGCACAUUUAGACUGGUUUGGAUGGUGCACCUGGGAUGCUUUCUAUCAAGAUGUCAAUCCAGAAGGAAUCAGAGCCGGUCUUGAAAGUUUUGCACAAGGAGGUUGUGUGCCGAGGUUCUUGAUUAUUGAUGAUGGAUGGCAGGACACUUAUAAUGAAUUCCGGAAAGAAGGUGAAGAGCACAUUGAAGGGACACAAUUUGCUAUACGAUUAAGGAGUAUUAAGGAAAACGAGAAAUUUCAAAGUCUUAGCUCAGAUGACUAUACCACCCUGCCCGAGUUCAUCAAAUUUAUCAAAGAGAAAUAUGGUUUGAAAUAUGUUUACAUGUGGCAUGCUCUUGUUGGAUACUGGGGAGGGCUCCUUCCAUCAUCUGAAUCACUGAAGAAAUACAAUCCUAAGGUUGUAUAUCCUGUUCAGUCACCAGGUAAUGUAGGAAAUCUUAGAGAUGUUGCAAUGGACAGCAUUGAGAGAUAUGGAAUUGGAGCUAUUGAUCCAGAUAAAAUAAAUGAUUUCUACAACGACUACCAUAGUUAUCUUGCCAGCAUUGAUGUGGAUGGUGUCAAAGUGGAUAUUCAGAAUGUAGUUGAAACAAUUGGUUCUGGUUAUGGUGGUCGAGUUCAUUUGACUGGACUUCACCAGAAAGCACUCGAGGAGUCUGUUGCAAAAAACUUCAAGAACAAUAAUCUCAUUUCUUGCAUGAGUCACAAUUCGGAUUCCAUAUUCAGUUCAAAGAAGAGUGCAGUUGCUAGAGCAUCAGAGGAUUUCAUGCCUCACGAGCCUACACUUCAGACACUGCAUAUUGCAUCUGUAUCUUUUAACAGUCUCCUUCUAGGAGAAAUAGUGGUUCCUGAUUGGGACAUGUUCCAUAGCAAACAUGAUACUGCAGACUUUCAUGCUGCUUCCCGAGCAAUAGGUGGCUGUGCAGUAUAUGUUAGUGAUAAGCCAGGAAAUCAUGAUUUCAAAGUUCUUAACAAGCUUGUGUUACCUGAUGGUUCAAUCCUGAGAGCCAGAUAUGCUGGUCGGCCUACUCGAGACUGCUUAUUCAAAGAUCCUGUAAUGGAUGGAAAAAGUUUAAUGAAGAUCUGGAACUUGAACAAGUUAUCUGGCAUUAUCGGUGUGUUUAACUGCCAAGGAGCAGGGAAUUGGCCAUUGAAAGACAGUUCUGUUGAUACUAUAGUUCCUGAAGUUAUUUCAGGCCAAGUCAGUCCCAAUGAUGUCGAAUUCCUUGAAGAGGUUGCCGGUGAUAAUUGGCAUGGACAUUGUGCAGUUUAUGCUUUCAAUUCUGGAACCCUUACCAAAGUUCCGAAUAAUGGAAAAAUGGAAGUAUCCUUGGGUAUUCUUACAUGUGAAUUGUAUACAAUCUGUCCUAUAAUGGUAUGUGAUGAAGCUGUUGAAUUUGCUCCUAUCGGAUUACUUGACAUGUAUAAUUCUGGCGGAGCUGUGGAUGCUCUGAGUUCAGCUAUAGGCCCAGAUGGAUGCAUUGCUAAAAUCAAAGUGCAUGGUUGUGGCCGAUUUGGAGCGUAUUCGAGCACAAAACCAAGGUAUUGUACCGUUGACAAUACGAAGAAAGAAGAAUUUACAUACAGUCAAGAAGAUGGAUUACUGACUAUGAUGCUAGAAGGGGGAUGCCAACUUAAAAAUAUUGAAUUUGUGUAUUGAAAAUGAGGGAAAUUUUUCCAUUUGUUUGGACAUUCCAGGUUAUUAAACUUGUGUGUGGUGGUGUAUAAUGUAAUGUCUGGAUUUCAAUUUGCUUAAUUUGUUUACUGAAAUCUGAAUGCUUGUGUUUUUGCUCUUUCAAUAACACAUUAAUUUUUUA
Messenger RNA from Spinacia oleracea (spinach), 2716 nucleotides. Its product is annotated as probable galactinol--sucrose galactosyltransferase 2. The coding region runs from base 109 to 2559 and encodes 816 amino acids. NCBI's taxonomy places the organism in Eukaryota, Viridiplantae, Streptophyta, Magnoliopsida, Caryophyllales, Amaranthaceae. The transcript has 15 exons. The record is from RefSeq and is a predicted model, not a curated record.